AUGAAUACAAAUCAAGAAGAGAAUGGUCAUCAUCAUCAUGGACAUAGCAAUGAAAUGAAUAGCAAUGAACAAGGACAAGAAGAAGAUGUCAUUGUAGUAGAACCUAUUAAACCAUUCUAUAUGUAUUUGGGAGUAGAUACAAAUGCUACAUUUCAAGAUAUCAAAGAUGCAUACAAACAGCAAUGUCUGAUACAUCAUCCUGAUCGACAAGGUGGAAAUGCUGAUCAAUUUAUCAAGGUAGCUAGAGCAUAUGAAGUAUUGUCUGAUCCUGCAAAGAGAAAGUUGUACGACAUGAAUAUUGACGAACAAAACAUCGAUUUGUUGGUACAAUUCAAUUUCAUUCAUGACUUUGUCGAUUCUUGUAUUCCAAUCUUUGCAUAUGCCAUCGCUGAUCGUCUCUAUCAAUUCAAACCUCUUCUUUUGGCAAGUUCUGCAAGUAUAAAUUGGGAGAAUAUUAAAAAUAGAGAUAGAAAUCCAAUGGGAUUUAUUUAUAUGAUAGCAUAUCCAUUGACAAAUUUGGUGGUUGAUAGAAUAUUAUCUAGCGUGAUGGAGAGAUAUAAAAGUAGACUAUCGGAAUCACAGAUCAAUAAACUAUCGAUUUUGAUUGAUAUUGUGUCGACUACACUGGCUAUCCCAUUCGAAGUGGGAGCAUUGUACGCAUGUAUUAGAGGGUUCCCAACAUCAUCAAUUCGAAACUACUUUGCACUUGGACAGAUUGAUACGCGACCACUAUGGAAAAGAAUAGUGUUAAACAACUAUGUCACCCAACUAUUCUCAGUACGUGGAUUAAAGUGUGUUGCAGGUGUCAUCCUCUUUAAAUUGGCAUACAACUACACCAACUAUUUCAUCGCAUCGAUUUCAGAGUACUGUGGACAUCGAGCCAUCGCCACUCAAGAAGAAUACAAAGAGCAGAUGCAACAAAAGCUCCGCACACCUGUAUCGUGGGUUGAAACUGCCAAGAUUGUCCUUGCCAAGUACAAACCAAGUCUAUGGCAGGGAGCUUCUCUCGCAACACUUGCCCUAUCCUAUUUCAUUCCCUCACUACUCUUUCCAGCUCACCGUCUCAUCUAUAGAGUAUCAUUCCCAUUUACAAAGUAUUGGGAGCCACGCCCACUCUUGCGUUAUGCUUUCCUCGACUCAUUUGCCACCCUUUCAAUGGAUGCACUUACUCGUCUCUAUAUGUCAAUAAAGAAAUAA
Molecule: messenger RNA, 1197 nt
Organism: Cavenderia fasciculata
Lineage: Eukaryota; Evosea; Eumycetozoa; Acytosteliales; Cavenderiaceae
Exons: 2
Coding region: 1-1197 (398 amino acids)
Source: RefSeq, a predicted model, not a curated record